This is a messenger RNA of Carica papaya (papaya), 759 nucleotides long. Its product is annotated as large ribosomal subunit protein eL22z. The record is from RefSeq and is a predicted model, not a curated record. NCBI's taxonomy places the organism in Eukaryota, Viridiplantae, Streptophyta, Magnoliopsida, Brassicales, Caricaceae. Gene Ontology annotation, cellular component: ribosome. Gene Ontology annotation, molecular function: RNA binding; structural constituent of ribosome. Gene Ontology annotation, biological process: cytoplasmic translation.
UAGACAAUAGACAAUAUACCAAAAUUAUGGUCCAUCAACCCAACCCAAAACCAAAGCUUUAAAAACCUAAACCCUAACCUGCUUCUAGUUUUCCUCUCCUCACGGACGGCGCACGUCUUCUCACCUCCAACAUCUUCGACUUUCGUUGGAGCAACAGUAGAUAAGUGAAAAUGAGUCGAGGAAGUGCAGGAGCACCCAAGGGGAAGAAGAAGGGUGUCAGUUUUACCAUUGAUUGUUCAAAGCCAGCAGAAGAUAAAAUCAUGGAUGUUGCAUCACUUGAGAAGUUUCUUCAGGAGAGGAUCAAGGUUGGUGGAAAGGCCGGUGCUCUUGGUGAAGUUAUAACUAUUACACGUGAAAAGGGCAAGAUUAUUGUCACUUCUGAGAGCCAGUUCUCGAAGAGGUAUCUUAAGUACUUGGCUAAGAAAUAUUUGAAGAAGCACAAUGUGCGAGACUGGCUCCGAGUUGUUGCAUCGAACAAGGACCGCGGUGUUUAUGAGUUGAGGUACUUCAACAUUGAUGAGAAUGAAGGGGAAGAAGAGGAUUGAAAGUUAUAACUGUUUUACUCAACAACUUUGUUUUACCUUAUUUUGAAAUAUGGGUUGUUUAGUUUUUAGUUAUGUGAUUCAAACUUUAUAUUUAUGGAACUAUUGUGGUUUUACAAUUUUGUUUAUUGAAUUGAAGAUCUUGCACUGAUGCUGUUGUUGCAAUGCGGGAUAUAGAAGAGUUGCUCUACUAAAUGAAGUAACUUGGAUCUCUCCA